Molecule: messenger RNA, 676 nt
Organism: Leucoraja erinaceus (little skate)
Lineage: Eukaryota; Metazoa; Chordata; Chondrichthyes; Rajiformes; Rajidae
Product: serine/threonine-protein kinase TNNI3K-like
Exons: 6
Biological process (GO): protein phosphorylation
Molecular function (GO): ATP binding; protein kinase activity
Source: RefSeq, a predicted model, not a curated record
GUAUCGAGCAAACACCUUCUGCUCCAAGUCAGACGUGGACAUGUUCUGUCGCGAGGUGUCGAUACUCUGUCGCCUCAACCACCCGUGUGUGAUCCAGUUUGUGGGAGCUUGCCUCAACGACCCCAGCCAAUUCGCCAUCGUCACUCAGUACAUCUCUGGAGGGUCCCUCUUCUCACUGCUCCACGAACAAAAGAGGAUCAUCGAUCUCCAGUCCAAGUUGAUCAUCGCCAUAGACGUGGCCAAGGGCAUGGAGUACCUGCACAACCUGACCCAGCCAAUCAUACAUCGCGACCUCAACAGCCACAACAUCUUGCUUUACGAAGAUGGACAUGCAGUGGUGGCCGACUUUGGAGAGUCCAGGUUCCUGCUGUCAAUGGAUGAAGAUAACAUGACCAAGCAGCCCGGGAACCUGCGGUGGAUGGCGCCUGAGAUUUUCACCCAGUGUACGCGCUACACCAUCCCCAUAGGCCGAUGUGUUCAGCUACGCGCUGUGUCUGUGGGAGCUGCUGAGCGGGGGAAAUACCCUUCGCACAUCUCAAAACCCGCUGCAGCAGCUGCCGACAUGGCGUACCAUCAUGUACGCCCACCGGUCGGAUACUCCAUCCCCAAGCCCAUCUCCUCGCUGCUGAUGAGAGGGUGGAACGCCUGCCCAGAGGUGAGUGACCGCUCACAUUAG